CCUUGAGCAGAUGACUAAUGACUGUAAGUGAUUCUGGAGGUGGGAAUCGUUUCUCGGAAAAAUAUUAAAAGUGCCUCUUGGGUUUCAGAAUGCAGAAUUCGAAGAGCGUUCUGAAUACGCAUAUUAUGGACAUUGGUUGUUCAGCUGACACGCGAAGAACUGUGGUUUAUACGGGUUCAGCUUGUCACAGUUAAAUACAAAGAGCGGCGAAUAUCAGAAGACACGCUUCAAGCAGCGUUACCAAGAGACUUGUGGUAAAUCAUAUUUCGGAUAACACAUCGUUUUGACAUUCUGCAUUCCGUGUAAGAAAAAGAAGGUUGAAACGAAUCGGACGGUUUCACUGAAAGAAAAACAUCGUUCCAGUCACCUGCCUAGAGACUGUAAACAGAAACGCUGCAGGAACCAAUCACCAGGUUUUCAUUGGAGGCAAUAAUAUCAUAUCACAGAGUUGCCAGGAAAACUGAUAUAAUCUCAGCUCGAAGCAACUGACUGGGUGGUACUGGGAGGCUCAGAUUAAAUUAGAUUUAUUGUUUCAUUCUUGACAAAUAUAAAAUCGGAGAAACGCCAACCUGAAAAUUUUAGAGGCGCAGCAGAGAUAACGCAAAGAAGGGGGUCGUGUCGCAAUACACUUGUUCAGGUAUGCAACCGCUGACUUCCUAACAGUAGUACGAGGGCACAGUCUUCUUCACGGAGUGGAAAGAAAAAAACUUCCAGGACCAUGUAAUAUCCAGAGUCUCGUUUGGAUGUUAUGUGGUUUUCACGCAACUAGAUUCAACGUGACUGCAAGACACCAACUCGAGGCUGAAGUCUGGAUGCUGGAAAAGUCAUCUGACAGUGGAAUAGUUGUGCGUCGGAUAAAGAGGGUGUAUGAAGUUGGAUGCCAUUUUCAACGAAAAAUAUGGCUUCAGUGCUCGGGUUGACGUGACUUCUGGACCUGAUUUUCUGUGGACACAUCGUAACCCUUGCAAAGACUGACCUUGUGGCUGUAUUGAUCGCUUAGAUCAUUACACACAUUUAAAUCAUGAAAAAAGUUUUGAGUGGAUAUUAAUCUUAAAAGUAGAUAUAAAGCAGAAGAACGGAAACCUCAAGUUGCAGUCAUACUCCACUGUUUCUAAGAGUCUAGGGUGGGUCGACGGGACAUUUGAAAAUGUCGGCAGAAAAGAGAACACUGAACUUCAUAAUUUAACUCAACUAUUGCGUUACCUCAGCGCAGAGAAUAGCAUCACUUCAUUGAGAAGCAACACAUCCCUCAGAGAUGAGAGGAUUGUUUUAAGUAUUUGUUUCACCCCUGAAAGAAUACCUCACUAUGGUGCUGUUUGACGUCACAGAGAGCAGUGCUACCAGCAUCACUCCGAUAGGGGUCGCUGUUGGCAAUGGUACCGUGGAGGGCACGGGCAGUCCUUUCCAAAUGGACAAACCAAUGAUGAUCGUUACUCUCGUUCUACUGGGAUUCCUCAGCGUGUUUGGCACCGUUGGCAACGCGCUGAUCCUGAUCGUUUAUUGCCGAAAGCGGGAAAAGUUGACGGCCAACUUGUUCAUCCUUGCCCUGGCAUUUAUUGACUUUAUAACAUGCCUGUUCAUCAUCCCGUCGACGAUCUACUUUGAGUUUGUGGAGUUCAGCGUGAACUCUGACAUUGCCUGCAAGCUCUACCAAUUCUUUACCACGUCGACGAUUCCGCUAUCGGCCUUCGUAAUGGUCGCCAUUGCUUUCGACCGCUACUUCUGCAUCUGUCAUCCAUUUCUACGCGCAAUCAACCUCUUCAGGGCCAAAGUGAUCGUCAUAGUGUUGGCAAUAAUGGCCACGAUGCUGGGGGUGGUCGUAGCAAUGUGUUACGGUGUCUACCGCGUGGAAACAACCGCGGUGCUCGACAGCCCUCCCCGGGUGGCACCUAUCGAUGCACCCAGUCUUAGCCCGAUGGACCCAAGGUUGAAGCCGUACUACACCCCUGUAGUGUUGAACAGCACUCAGUUCUACGAGCUCACAUUCCCGCCAACAGAGGCCCUCGACACCGUAGAUAACGAGACCAUUGCUCAAAUGGAGGCCCUCAACGGGUCGCUUUUUAUUGACCGUAUAGUGUUCAACGGCCGCUGCGAUCCUGAUGACAGAAUUAUUCUGAAAAGUGGCCGACUUUUGUACCAGUACAUCCACGCGUCCAUGUUUAUCAUGUCACUGGUGAUUGUCAUUGUCCUCUACGCUCUGAUCUACCGGACGGUCGUCAUACGGAGACGCAAGAGGGAGAGACAGAAGAGUUCUUACCUGAGGAAGAGCAGCAUGAACCCGCCCACUGAACCGGAAGCGGAAGACUACGAAACCGACUGCGUAGAGCUUAAAGCUUCUUCGAACGAGAAUGGGAACGCAGCUUCUCACGGCGCCAUGGCAACUAUGGCGUCCAUCAACGCAACGACCAAUAAUAACGAGCAAACAACAACUACGGCGUUGCUGAAACCUGAGGCGGCGGUGCAGGCUUUAGGAAAGAAAAUACCAAAAAAGGGAUCAAAGAAUAGAUCCCCCAAGCGCAAUCGCCCCAAGGACAAACUUUACUUGGCAAAUAUCAAGACGGCGGCCAUGUUGUUUGUGGUGACUGUGGUGUUUGCUGUCACCUUCCUCCCGGCUGCCCUUAUGGCCAAUGAAGUCAUUGACUACGUGGGUCUUAUAUUCUAUCUCUAUUUUGUCAACAAUGUGGCAAAUCCCAUAAUAUACGGAUUCAUGAAUCAAAACUUUAGGGACGAUCUCAAAGCCCUAUUUGGUUGUGCCUAGGUUCAAUAAUCAUAUACAUUACCAUCGGGGACGAUCUCAGUACACGGCGUUGCUGUGUGAGGUUUUAAAGACAGAGGCAACCCCGUGCAGACGCGAGUAAACCCUAUGCGUUGAUACUUAACGUUUUGCAGAGGAAUCGUGAACAGAUAUGAUUCGACGGCCUCCACGGACAAGUAAGCAUUUAGAAUAAUUGUUUGCGACUUGAUGGACAUUUGAGCUGCUCCCCUAUUAGCCCUGCCCUAGUAUUCUACAUUGGUUACUGCGAACGCUUUAACUCUAGAUCACUGAAUGAUUGCAUUCACGGCUCUCCGUGAGUAACGAGAUACAUAUGGUGUAAAGGACUGUUCAGUUUUAGGUUUUACACCAAUGCAACCGGAGGGACAUCUUUUUCAAGCGCCACCUAUGGAGCGAACACCUCGUGAACGGGUCGCCUGCGUCUUAAAGACAGAACAGAAAAAAUAACUCUUGGUAUUGUAUAGCUACCUUGUACCUCCAUCAAGAGGCAAAGACUUUCUAACAACUUGACAGAAAAAAUGACAUAUAUUCUAAGAAGAGGUGCGAAGCACAAACAAACAUUCAAACACGCAUGCACGUAAAUGCAUGACAGACACUUUUUACUGUAUUUGCAUUGAUUUGGGAAGGUAUGGUAUGGUAUGGUAUGGUAGAUAUCACAGACUAGGGGAGCCUGCACGGGGUAGGGGUAAUGUUGCAAUAGUGAGGGAAAUGUAACAAAAUGUCCGAUAAAGUGGAUGUCCUUAUAGUUCAGGACAGGUCGUUAUUAUUGCAGCGAGUUGGAUAUUUGAACAUCCUCAUUUUAUAUGAAUUGAGCAUAGUAAUUAAUAUUUAUUGAUAUUUAUAUCGUCUCUGGUACGGCUUUGUCAUAACGGUUUAAACACCAUAAAUUGUGUGUGGUUUCAAUUUGUGUAGUUCGUGACAGUAAAUAAGAUGUUCACAUUAUAGACGCUAUUUACUCCAGACGUGGCGACGACAACCAUGUGCAAUACCCUGACCUCAGUGCGUGAACUUAAACCAUUUUAUCUGGAGAAAGUAUCUCACUUGUUUUAGUAAAGUAUUAGUAUGGAGACCAUUAUUACAUCACAUUCGGUGUGAUACUGUGAAAAGUAAGUGAAACGCAGGUAUGUGACGCUGCAAGUGCGACCUCAUAUUUCAGUAUCAAAAUGGCGGUAUGACGUAACCCCUCCUCCAACCCCCCCCCCCAAAUAAAAGGGAAGAUACCAUAUUGAGCUGUCAAAAAGUAUAUAUGACAGGUGUUUAUGAGGCAAGUCGAGUUUGAGGUUGUAAGAGGCAAAUGCCAUUAUACUUUGUCGCCAUGUUUUAGGGUUGGGAGUAUUCUAGUGAUGACCUCAACAUUAAUUUGUGUGCCAUUACAAGGAAUGUCACGCUUCAUCCAGAAUUUUCAAAAUGCAGCUACUGUAUAAAGUUACUGUGCACCAGGUGAAAAGUCAUGUCGAGUUAUGAGUCCAGUGGAUGGCAAACGAUUCUGUGGAAGCAGUAUUAUGUUAUAUUGUAAACGUAAGCUUCUGUAGUUGAAAUGUGCGUUUUUCAUCUUCUUACAUAGCUUCAUUGUACACAUUCGCAGUCGCGACGUUGUGUGUAGCAGAUUCUGAAGCCAUAUGAUACGAUAACAACACAAAGACAUACUUAUGCGAUAAGAUGACCUCCAGUUUAAAUAAUGAUAAUAAUAAUAAUUGCUGUCAAUAGCAAUAGCUUUUUACUCAUUAAAAUUAACAUAUCUGGUCUGUUUCAGCAACGGUUUGGCUUUUUUGUUUUUCUUCUGUUCUAUAGUGCUAGAAUUGCCUCGGUGACAAUUCCAGAGAAUUGGUUAUUCAAACCUAAUCGGUCAGACGUAAGCUGAACUCUUACACAAACCUGAAACUUUACGCUUUUACGGCAUUCAGAAAUGAAACUUCAUAUUUCUGUUUUGAUUUUAUGUCAGUAGUAAUCCAAAAAAGGAAGCACGCACCAGCAAAACGAGAGAGAAAUUGGUGUGGUUUCGGGUAAUUAGCUGAACUCUUACAGAAACUGGAAACUUUACGCUCUUACGGCAUUCAGAAUUGAAACUUCAUAUUUCUGUUUUGAUUUUAUGUCAGUAGUAUUCCAGAGAAGGAAACACGCACCUGUAAAACGAGAGAGUUAUUGGUGUGGAUUCGGGUAAUUGACUGAGAUGUUUGCGUAUAACUGUGAAUUCAUCUUGAUUCAAAACAAAAACUUUUUAUAAAAACGUAUAGACCGAGUGUCGAUCUUAAGUCGUUUUGUACAAUCGUUCCCAGAUCGUGUAUUUCAGUUAGUCGAAGGAAGUUGCUAAAUCAUUCUCUCGACUUUUGUAAACGUUGGUCAUAUUUUUUUUUCUGUAUGGAAUAAGCAUUAUUGAUUUAGACCCGGAUUGCGUGUCACAAGUUGUCAAAUAUGUCAUUAAGAGAACAAUGAAAGGGUCAUGAAAAAGUCAAGACUCAAAUGAAUCCUAUCAGAGCUUUAUAGAGAGACACACCAGUGGGCAUACAGUAGCAUAAAUAGCGUAUUAGCGGGUUACAAAUUAGUUUCAUUCUAAGGUUGCCUUCAACGAAACGCCAAGUGCAGUUGUUGUCUGCGAGAUAUGAUCCUUGAGAACAUUGCUUGAAUAACAUUCCUACAUGUAGCUGGGCAUCGCCAUGCUUGCACUACGUUAUAUGUUGAUAGUAUGCUUAGAUUCUGUUACCUUUAAAGGUGAAGGAAAACUAAUAGGUUUUAUUCACAAUUGGUUGUAUUUGGAGAACAUUCCCAAAGGUUAAAACAAAGAAGCAAAAACAUUUCUACCAAAAAAAAAAUCUGCAAAACAAAGAUUUAAAAAACUUCUGAAAUCUGAUGAAAACGCGUGCUUAUCAAAAAGGUAUAUUUUGUUAUCACGAUCCAAUGCUGGGAACGGUCUUAAUGUGGCUUUUUGUGACCAGAUCCAUGUUGACAACAUGACCGGUCCUGUAGUGCAAAAAGUGCAAUAAACAAUUCUUCAGAAACAAACUGUAUACUUUAAAUGUUUUGUAGUAUUUUUUGUAAUACACUGAUAUUUACAGGAUACAUAUAUCAGAGCAGUUUGAUAUACUAAGGUCGAAAUGUAGGUAAUGUGACAUCACGUGACCGUCUCGUAAUUAAUAUGUAAGAAUAUUGUGUUUUUAUCUGGCGUAGAUUUACCGAAGUAAAAGUAGGUUUUGUCUAUCGUCAGCAUUAUAGUGUUCUACAUAAUACGCAUAAUUCCUUGUCUUAAAAUAAUGUGAAACCAAAAAAAACAGAGCGGAUGACAGCUUUGUGAGACGGACUACGGUAAAAAAUUCCGCCAGGUAAAAUUUACUUUAAAUACUUGUCAAAAAGUUUAUAUUCAAAUGUAUUUUAAAUUAAUUUUGUUUCAAUGACCAAAAAAAGAAAAGGGGGCGGAAUAGAAUACAAAUAUAUUCGAAUGAUGAUGAAUAUAGAACGAUGAAAUAUGAUUAGAUAAAAACUUAUUUCGGUUAAUAUUUACCCAGAGAAGGUUGUUUAACUCUCACUGCGCAUGCUCGUGACAGUAUGUACGUCACCUCUAUUGUAUAAAGUUUGUAAAACUUUGUCUUCGCCAUAUGAUAAAAAUGUAAAUAAUGCACUAAUUAAAGGUUUGGGGGCGUCUGUACCCUCCUUGUAUAGUUUAUUUAGUAUUUAUUGUGAUAUAUAUGAAUUUGUUUCAAUAAAACA
Messenger RNA from Lingula anatina, 6475 nucleotides. RefSeq lists its product as uncharacterized. The record is from RefSeq and is a predicted model, not a curated record. Gene Ontology annotation, cellular component: membrane. Lineage: Eukaryota; Metazoa; Brachiopoda; Lingulata; Lingulida; Lingulidae. Gene Ontology annotation, biological process: G protein-coupled receptor signaling pathway. Gene Ontology annotation, molecular function: G protein-coupled receptor activity.